Miniopterus natalensis is the source of this 4158-nucleotide messenger RNA. The record is from RefSeq and is a predicted model, not a curated record. NCBI's taxonomy places the organism in Eukaryota, Metazoa, Chordata, Mammalia, Chiroptera, Miniopteridae.
CAGGAUUCUGCACCAGAAGCACGUAAAAUAGAUUGCUUGGUUCAAAAUAGAAAAGAGCGGCAACGUUCUGCUGCGUUUCCAGACCUUUCCCAAGAUGGAACCAAUAACAUUCACAGCGAGGAAGCAUCCGUUCCCUACCGAGGCCUGGGUGGACUUCAGCCUCCAGCUGGUGGGCUCCCUGCCUGUUCACGCUCUGACCACCAUGCCCAUGCUGCCCUGGGUCGUUGCAGAGGUGCGAAGGCUCAGUGGGCAGUCCUCCAAAAAGGAGCCUGGCACCAAGCAAGUCCGGCUUUUUGUCUCGCCCUCUGGACUGAGAUGUGAACCUGAGCCCGGGAAGACUCAGCAGUGGGAUCCACUGAUCUGUUCCAGCAUCUUUGAGUGUAAGCCUCAGGACGUACACAAACUGAUUCACAACAGUCACGACCCAAGUUACUUCGCUUGUCUGAUUAAGGACAAUGCAGCCAAUAGGCGGAGCAUCUGCUACGUGUUCAAAGCUGAUGACCAAACAAAAGUGCCGGAGAUCAUCAGCUCCAUUCGCCAGGCCGGGAGGAUUGCCCGCCAGGAGGAGCUCCAUUGCCCCUCGGAGUUUGACGACACCUUCUCCAAGAAGUUCGAGGUGCUCUUCUGCGGCCGGGUCACCGUGGCGCACAAGAAGGCCCCCCCGGCCCUGAUCGAUGAGUGCAUCGAGAAGUUCAACCAUGUCAGCUGCAGCAGGAGAGCGGAGCUGGACGGCCCCGCGGGGGGCGCGGAGCCGGGCCCCCGGCCCAUGCGCAAGGCCUUCUCGCAGCCCGGCCUGCGCUCCUUGGCCUACAAGAGGGAGCUUCAGGACGGGGGCCUUCGCAGCCACAGCUUCUUCAGCUCUUUUGAUGAAAGAGACAUUGAGAACCACCUCAUCAGCGGGCACAAUAUUGUGCAGCCCACAGAUAUGGAGGAAAAUCGAACUAUGCUCUUUACGAUUGGUCAAUCUGAAGUUUACCUCAUCAGUCCUGACACCAAAAAAAUAGCAUUGGAGAAAAAUUUUAAGGAGAUAUCCUUUUGCUCUCAGGGUAUUAGACACGUGGACCACUUCGGGUUCAUCUGCCGAGAGUCUUCGGGAGGCGGAGGCUUUCAUUUCGUCUGUUACGUGUUUCAGUGCACAAAUGAGGCCCUGGUCGAUGAAAUCAUGAUGACGCUGAAACAGGCUUUCACGGUGGCUGCUGUGCAGCAGACGAAAGCGCCGGCCCAGCUGUGCGAGGGCUGCCCCCUGCAGGGCCUGCACAAGCUCUGCGAGCGCAUCGAGGGAAUGAAUUCUUCCAAAACCAAACUAGAACUCCAGAAGCACCUGACAACAUUAACCAAUCAGGAGCAAGCAAUGAUUUUUGAGGAGGUGCAGAAAUUGAGACCAAGAAAUGAGCAGCGAGAGAAUGAAUUGGUUAUUUCUUUCCUGAGAUGUUUGUAUGAAGAGAAGCAAAAAGUUCACGUCCAUAUUGGGGAGAUAAAGCAGACAACACAGAUUGCAGCAGAGAAUAUUGGAAGUGAAUUACCUUCUAGUGCCACGCGAUUUAAGCUCGAUAUGCUGAAAAACAAAGCGAAGAGAUCUUUAACGGAAUCUUUAGAAAAUAUUUUGUCCCGGGGUAAUAAAGCCAGAGGCCUUCCGGAACAUUCUGCCAGCCUGGAUCUGGACAGCUCCGUGUCUAGCACAUUAAGUAACACCAACAAAGGGCUGUCCGUGUGCGAGAAGGAGGCCCUGCCCGCGUCGGAGAGCAGAGCCAGGCUCCUGGGCUCCUCAGACGACCUGCCGCCCGGCCACCCGGCGGGCUGCGCGGAGGAGGAGCCCGCCCCGCUCUGCGCCCAGCAGGGCUUCCGACGGCGCGCCAACACCCUGAGCCACCUCCCCGUGGAGUGCCAGGAGCCUCCGGAGCCCGCCCAGGCCUCCCCGGCGGGCUCGCAGAGGAAACUUAUGAGGUACCACUCAGUGAGCACAGAGACGCCUCAUGAGCGAAAUGGGAAUCAUCCACCUGUUGGCGAAUCUAAAAGUUGCUCAGGUCCUUCAGUUCCUGCUCCUUCACCUCGUCUUAACCCCUCCGCCUCCUCACCAAAUUUUUUUAAGUACCUAAAACAUAAUUCCAGUGGAGAACAGAGUGGGAAUGCUGUGCCGAAGAGCAUCUCCUACCGUAAUGCCCUGCGGAAAAAACUCCACUCUUCUUCCUCUGUGCCAAAUUUUCUAAAAUUUCUGGCUCCUGUAGAUGAAAAUAACACCUCUGACUUUAUGAACACAAAAAGAGACUUUGACUCCAAAGCUCACCAUCUCGGCGACACCAGUGGGACCUCUGUGAAGACCCGGAAACACUCAUGGAGGCAGCAGAUAUUUCUCCGCGUGGCAACCCCACAGAAAGCGUGCGAUUCUCCCAGCAGAUACGAAGAUUACUCUGAGCUGGGAGAGCUUCCCCCACGAUCGCCUCUAGAGCCCGUCUGUGAAGAUGGGCCCUUCGGCCCUGUGCCAGAGGAAAAGAAAAGGACCCCUCGUGAGCUGCGAGAACUGUGGCGAAAGGCGAUUCUGCAGCAGAUACUGCUCCUCAGGAUGGAGAAGGAGAACCAGAAGCUCCAAGCUUCUGAAAACGACCUGCUGAACAAGCGCCUGAAGCUUGAUUAUGAAGAGAUCACGCCUUGCCUUAAAGAAGUAACGAUGGUGUGGGAAAAGAUGCUGAGCAUGCCAGGAAGAUCCAAAAUUAAGUUUGACAUGGAAAAAAUUCAUUCCGCUGUUGGGCAAGGUGUGCCACGUCAUCACCGAGGUGAGAUCUGGAAAUUCCUCGCAGAGCAAUCCCACCUUAAACACCAGCUUCCCGGGAAACAGCAACCCAAGGACACGCUGUACAAAGAGCUCUUGAAACAGCUCACCUCGCAGCAGCAUGCCAUCCUUAUCGACCUUGGGCGAACCUUUCCAACGCACCCGUACUUCUCGGCCCAGCUGGGCGCGGGGCAGCUGUCCCUUUACAACAUCUUGAAGGCCUACUCGCUCCUGGACCAGGAAGUGGGCUACUGCCAGGGCCUCAGCUUUGUGGCCGGCGUUCUGCUGCUCCACAUGGGAGAGGAGGAGGCGUUUCACAUGCUCAAGUUCCUGAUGUUUGACAGGGGGCUGCGGAAACAGUAUCGGCCCGACAUGAUUAUUUUACAGAUCCAGAUGUACCAGCUCUCGCGGCUCCUGCACGAUUACCACCGAGACCUGUACAACCACCUGGAGGAGCAUGAGAUUGGCCCCAGCCUCUACGCCGCCCCCUGGUUUCUCACCGUGUUCGCCUCCCAGUUCCCCCUGGGAUUUGUGGCCAGAGUCUUCGAUAUGAUCUUUCUCCAGGGAUCAGAGGUCAUAUUUAAAGUGGCUUUGAGUCUGUUGGGGAGCCAUAAGCCCUUGAUUCUGCAGCAUGAAAACCUGGAAACCAUAGUUGACUUUAUAAAAAACACACUACCCAACCUGGGCUUGGUGCAAAUGGAAAAGACCAUCAGUCAGGUGUUUGAGAUGGACAUCUCUAAACAGUUACAAGCAUAUGAAGUCGAAUACCAUGUGCUUCAAGAAGAACUUAUUGAUUCCUCUCCUCUCAGCGACAACCAAAGAAUGGACAAGUUGGAGAAAACCAACAGCAGCUUACGCAAACAGAACCUUGACCUCCUUGAACAACUGCAGGUGGCCAAUGGUAGGAUCCAGAGCCUCGAGGCGACCGUGGAGAAGCUCCUGACCAGUGAGAGCAAGCUGAAGCAGGCUGCCCUUGCCUUAGAGCUGGAGAGGUCGGCGCUGCUGCAGACGGUGGAGGAGCUCCAGCGGCGGGCGGCAGAGCUGAGCGCCCCGCAGCCCGACCGCGCACAGCCCAGGCCCACGGGCGACUGACAGCACCUCGCCGGGCACGGCUCUGGAGGAGACCUUGCGACACCACCCUGACACUAUCCAGGCCUUAACUGAGAGAGACAGAAGACGCUGGACGGGGAGAGUGAAGCGUGAAGCAUGCUUCUCAGGGAGGAAGCUGGCUCGCCAGCAUGCGGAGUCUUCUGGACUGAAACUUGUGGUUCAGGGGGAUGAAUGUCCCUGUGUUUUUGUUGUUUAGGUUCCAAUUGGUCCUGAUUACUGUAAUCAGUAGAUUUAGACGGCAUGGACAUGAAUAAAUGCACUUUUAUGUUCCUUUUUCAGUA